GUGCAAACUGUUGCUUAUCCAAACAUCCGGUGUGGGAAUAUGCCACAGUGUGGCUAUCAUCAUCAGCAACAUCAUCACGUCUACAUUUUGAGCAAGAACGACAAGCAUGGAUCCAGCUUGGGAAGUCGCGGCCUUCCAGCGUCAAAUUGAUAUCCGGCUGGCUGAUCGUCGUGCAGACAGUACUACGGUGAGCGUGCGCGAAGCCUCGUCGCGCCAGGCUCGGCCGGUCUGGUGGAGGCGCCAGUUAUUCUGGAUGCUGGCCGUGGUCGCCUGCAUGCUCGUGCUGCUCGUGUUGGCCGCAUACCAGCUGCAGCCCAAGCGCACGAGAAAUUUCGCCGCCCUCGUCUCGGUCGCCCGGCACACCGCCACCACCGCGGCCUGGAGCUACAACACCACUGGCCACGACGCCAACGACACCGUGACGCUCCCCUCAUGACGCGAGCUCUACUCGUGGCUGGCCGUCGUCAGCCGCUGCAUCUUUCAUAGCUUUCCGCCUGUGGCAAAAUGUUUCUUACACAUACGAAUACGCAUUCACUCCACGAGACCUUGUGACUGUAGUGGAAAAUUAAAUGC
Messenger RNA from Rhipicephalus sanguineus (brown dog tick), 573 nucleotides. RefSeq lists its product as uncharacterized. The transcript is spliced from 2 exons. Bases 107 to 436 code for a protein of 109 amino acids. The record is from RefSeq and is a predicted model, not a curated record. Lineage: Eukaryota; Metazoa; Arthropoda; Arachnida; Ixodida; Ixodidae.